AUGUUGCCAACCCGCAGCCUCGCGACCCAGUCUGGGUUCUUCAAGCGCAGCGCUGAAGAGCUCACUCGUCUCUCCAAGAUUGCCUGGAACACCGAAGGCAUCCAAACGCCCACCAAGCCCUAUGUGCUCCUCAAUUUUGAGGACAAGCAGACCGCCGAAGAAUGUAAGACCAUGUCCGACCGUGCUGUGGCCGGCUUCAGCACGGCCAAUCUGGACUACGAGCCCGGCGAUCCCUCGACGAAUGUUCCUCCACACGCGCGAUUCCACGGAAACAUUUCCACCAAGCUCCCUGAUAACUUCCGUGUCGAGAGAACCGGAUAUGCUGCUUUCCGCAAUAAAGACCGCGGCGUCUGGCUCUUCGGCCGUCUGACCUGGGACGUAGACCCAUAUGCAUACCUCGCGCUCCGCGUGAAAUCCGACGGAAGGCGCUACACUAUCAACAUACAGACGGACUCUAUCGUCGAUACCGAUAUCCACCAGCACCGGCUAUACACCCGACACCACCGAGUCCGUUCCGCCAAUCAAGAAUUGUACCCACAAAGUAUUCGAGAUGCGCUCGCCGCAGAACACCAAGCCAAACAAGAAGCCACCGCGCAAAAAAAGGCCGAAAACCCCGAGGACGAGGAAUGGUUCGAAGAAUUCCCGGAACCUGAGCGCCCGUCGUUCGAAGAAUUGUAUCCGAAAGGUGUCCCCAAUUCCCUUCGCGAUGUAAAUCCCGAAGAAAUCAGAGGAAUGUAUCCAAAUGGGAUUCCAGAUGCUCUCGGCGAUGUCCCCACCGAAGGCACGGUUAUCUCUACUUCCUCCUCCGUCACUACGUCCGGCGCAACUGGCUGGGAAACGGUUCUCCUGCCAUUUAACUCGUUCGUUCGUACGAAUCAUGGAUAUGUGAUGGAGCCACAGACCUCUAUCAUGAAGAACAGAGUUAAGAGUAUUGGAAUCGGUCUCACGGACCGUAUUGAUGGGCCAUACAACUUAUGCAUUCACAAGAUCUGGGCCACCAAUGGUAUGACUGAGGAGGAUGCCGCUGAGGACCGACGCAUCUGCGGCUCAGAUGCGCUGCCUGUUGAUGAGGGUGUUCAGACAGGCUGGGUGGAGUCCAAGAGGCAUGAAAAGGAGGAGAGUAAGGAGGCUUCCCCGGCAAAAGAAAAGGGUCUGAAGGGGCUUCGUUCAGAAUGGGAUGACUGA
Messenger RNA from Penicillium argentinense, 1185 nucleotides. Its product is annotated as CIA30 family protein. The record is from RefSeq and is a predicted model, not a curated record. Gene Ontology annotation, biological process: mitochondrial electron transport, NADH to ubiquinone; mitochondrial respiratory chain complex I assembly. The coding region runs from base 1 to 1185 and encodes 394 amino acids. Gene Ontology annotation, cellular component: mitochondrion. Lineage: Eukaryota; Fungi; Ascomycota; Eurotiomycetes; Eurotiales; Aspergillaceae. The transcript is spliced from 3 exons.